GAGCAAACGUCAGAAAACAGCUGUUCGCGCGCUUACCGCGAGGCCAUCCGUCCACUUGCGCCAACGAAACCCAAAUAAUGAAUCAACCCAAAUCAAGCGAGCAAGAUAUCCAGAGUUUUGGAGUGACUAAUUAAAAAGAAAAGUGCUACGCACAACUAGAACAGCGUAGAAUUCAACAUACAGUGCAAGUGCGUGAAUAUGGACGCGUAACACUCAAUUCGCACGCGGGAUCAAAGUCGGCUGGCGCGAUGCGAGCAACAGUAAUAGUGACAUUUUCCUCGUAGUUUCGUUUGCUUCCAACAAAAAUUACCGUACGCGAUGUUCCGCAGCCGCAGCUGGUUCGGUGGUGGCUGGGGCCGCCCGAAGAAUCCGCACUCCCCGGAGCAUCUGAAGUACCUCUACAAUGUGCUGGUGAAGAACCACACUGUGUCUGAGUACAACAGGGGCCUGCUGGUGGAGUCCUUGCGCUCAAUCGCCGAGAUCCUUAUUUGGGGCGAUCAGAAUGAUUCAUCUGUAUUUGAUUUCUUUUUGGAAAAGAACAUGCUGUCGUUUUUCCUGCGCAUCAUGCGACAGCGUAGCGGCGGCUCAAGUUUUGUCUGUGUGCAGCUUCUUCAGACUCUGAACAUUCUCUUCGAAAAUAUUCGAAACGAAACCUCACUUUAUUAUUUAUUAUCAAACAAUCACGUCAACUCAAUCAUCGUCCAUAAGUUUGACUUCUCCGACGAGGAAGUGAUGGCUUAUUACAUCUCCUUCCUGAAGACGCUCAGCCUAAAACUGAACGCGCACACGAUUCAUUUCUUUUACAACGAGCACACGAAUGAUUUCCCGCUGUACACCGAAGCGAUAAAGUUCUUCAACCAUCCGGAGUCGAUGGUACGCAUUGCUGUGCGGACUCUUACGCUUAACGUCUACAAAGUGGAAGAUGCCAGCAUGCUGGCGUUCAUUCGUGACCGUACAGCAGCUCCGUACUUCUCCAACAUAGUUUAUUUCAUCGGCAAACACAUUCAGGAGUUGGAUGCGUGCGUGCGCAAUGACGCAGAUCAUCAAUCACAAAAUCGUUUGUCUGACUUGGUGGCUGAACACUUGGACCACCUGCACUACCUCAACGACAUCUUGUGUCUGAAUAUAACCGACCUGAACCAGGUGCUCACCGAUCACCUCCUGCAUAAACUGCUCAUCCCGCUGUACAUCUACUCACUAUCACCGCAACACAAACGCGAUACGCCUAGUUCCACGUCGUCAUCGAGCAGUACACCGCCUUCGACUUCUUCAGGGGUACCUGGUGAACUCAACGCGAAGGUGUCCAGCGUUGUGGCGCUGUUUCUGCUCUCGCAGGUGUUUCUGAUCAUUUCCCACCCGCCACUUAUUCGUACACUAGCCUGGAUUAUACUCAAAACAGACAAGGUUUUAGUCACGAAAGGUGUGGAUAAAUUACUAGAACAAUGUGAAGAGGAUGCCAAAGACACGCCGACAGGUGGCGUUAGUAGUACACCCAGGACAGAAAAAGAAGAGUCUGAAAAGGAUGAAGAAGAAGAGUUGAGUGAACCGGAUGUUACGAAUGUGACAGAUGAAGAGAAGGAAAAAAUGGCGACGCCUGUGCCUGUACAAACAGAAGCGGCAGCUAUGGCAGAGAAACCUUUUUUGGAAGCGGUGUUAAAUGCACUCGAUUGCAACGAGAAUGAUUAUGCAGCCCUCUUUGCAUUUAGCCUACUCUAUGCUAUGGCGAAUAAUAAAGGUGUGACACCAGAUUUGAUCGAACUGAUCCUCCGGCCGAAGAAAUCAGUCAUCGCUGCGUCUAAUUCAUCCGCAGGCGCAGGCGGCAGCACAAAAGACGUAAAAUAUGCGUAUAACAACUUACUGGUAGAUCGAAUCCUGCAUGUGAUGAUGCAGAGCUGCCAACCGCAAUGUCGCGUACGCCUGGUGACACUCGAGCUGUGCUUGAAGCUGCUGGGUCAGCUGGUCACCUGCGACGGGCGCAACAUUCUCAGCGAACCGCACCGCGCCUCGGUGGAGUCGGCAAAGGCGCAGAGCACCGGCCAGGUGCGCAACUUCUACAAAUCGGAGGAAAUUUUCCUCGACAUGUUCGAGCAUGAAUAUUGCGACAUGUCGAAAGGAUCACUGAACGUUGAAUGGCUGUGCAUGGACAGCGCCAUUUUGUUGCCGCCCACGGGCACGCCCCUUACAGGCAUCGACUUUACGAAACGCCUGCCAUGUGGUGAAGUGGAGCGCGCGAAGCGUGCAAUUCGCGUGUUUUUCCUCGUGCGUGAUCUUGUCCUGCAGCUGAAUGGCGAAGUGGAAACGCAGCUACCGCUCACGAAUCCGCACGUCUGCGUGCAGAUCGACCAGGCGCUGGACCUGAGUAUUGCUCGUUACAACUCUGACCUCAUCGCAUGCACGCUGUCGAUGAAAGACGGCAUGAAACUGCGCCGGUUUCUCGUGAUAGACAUCCUGCAGUUGAUUCUUGUCGAACCGGACACGAAGCGCCUCGGGUGGGGUGUAGCCAAACUAGUCGGUUUCCUGCAGGAUAUCGAAGUGAGCGGCGAUAAAGACGAUUCGCGUUGUUUGCAUAUCACUAUUCACGGCCAUCUUACACGAACAGCCGGACGUGCAGCGCCAUUAUUAUCGGCAAAGUUUGUGUUUGAUGAUAAUAUACGCUGCAUGGCGGCGAAGCAGCGUUUGACUAAGGGGCGAAUCAAAGCGCGUCAGAAGAAAAUGCAACAAAUUGCGCGUCUGCUUGAUAUUCCGGGUCAAACCGGCCCGCCUAGCCCCGCUUAUGUGGGUUCGUAUAGAGGCGCUGCCUCCGCGUCCGCCUCUAGAGACUCUCGACCCUUGUUCACAUCAGGGCGUGUUCCUGGUUUCGCCGCGCCCCGUAGAGAACACGGAGUUGUCCAUCGUGCGGAUGAACGACGCCGACGUGAGAGCGAUAGUCCCAGUCGCAUUGCAAUGACGAAUUCUAAAAAGGAAAACAAUGGCGUUACUCGAGCACGAUCACGAGAGCCAUCUGGAAGUAGAAAAUCACGAGAGGGUAGUCCGCGCAUGCCCCGCCCUCGUUCCGAGGAAAUCCCCCUGGAGUUAAUCAAGCGUGCGCCUGCCUCCGGUAUUCUGGACAUGUCACCGAAAGUCACAAUGCCACGCCCACCACGCGCAGAAACACCGAAGUUGGAGGCGACGCGCAGCGAUGACAGCGCAUUGAAUGCAGAAACGCCCCCGAAGACUGGGCAAAAAGAUGUGGAUGUUGUUUCGAUCACUAGUGAAGAAACAUCGUUCACAUUUCCUGAUACACACGGCCAAACUACCACGACGAUGACGACGACGACGCGAGCGAUCACCAGCGUGCAGGAGGAGACGCCCAGUCGCCGCAGCAGUGCCAAAGGCACCAUUGAGACAGUUUAACGACGCUAUCAUUGAAUAAAUAAAUAAAAAUUUG
Messenger RNA from Dalotia coriaria, 3427 nucleotides. RefSeq names its product protein CLEC16A homolog. Lineage: Eukaryota; Metazoa; Arthropoda; Insecta; Coleoptera; Staphylinidae. The record is from RefSeq and is a predicted model, not a curated record. Bases 319 to 3393 code for a protein of 1024 amino acids. Gene Ontology annotation, cellular component: late endosome; endolysosome membrane. Gene Ontology annotation, biological process: endosome to lysosome transport; endosomal transport; regulation of autophagosome maturation. The transcript is spliced from 9 exons.